GUUUUGUUUUUUUGUUUUUGUUUUUGUUUUACCACCGGACUUUUGCUUUUCCAGGUUCCAAAACGCAUCUCCUCCUCCUCCUCCUCCCGUCCGUCUCCUGGGCUUCCUCGUCACGCAACCGAAAGCUAUGAAGAUCACCGCCUUGCUCGUUCUCAAGGCCGCCCCCGAAACAUCGGAUCCAGUCAUCCUCGCAAACGCCUCGGACGUCUCUCACUUUGGCUAUUUCCAGCGAUCCAGCGUCAAGGAGUUCGUCGUCUUCGUCGGCCGAACCGUCGCUAGCCGAACACCUCCUUCCCAGCGCCAGUCCGUCCAGCACGAAGAGUACAAGGUUCAUGCUUACAAUAGGAAUGGGCUUUGUGCGGUGGGAUUCAUGGACGAUCAUUACCCUGUUCGAAGUGCCUUUUCUCUUCUCAAUCAGGUGAUAGAUGAGUACCAGAAGAGUUUUGGUGAGACAUGGAGGUCUGCUAAAGAAGACUCCUCUCAGCCCUGGCCUUACUUAGCCGAAGCUCUUACCAAGUUUCAGGACCCAGCAGAGGCUGAUAAGCUGUUGAAAAUCCAGAGGGAGUUGGAUGAGACCAAGAUUAUCCUUCAUAAGACCAUUGAUAGCGUUCUAGCCCGUGGUGAGAAGCUGGACAGCCUAGUCGAGAAAAGCUCUGAUUUGAGCAUGGCAUCCCAGAUGUUCUACAAGCAAGCAAAGAAAACGAAUUCAUGCUGCACUAUCCUGUGAGCUGCAACUCUCUCUGGAUGUCUUGGGGUAUAUAUAGUCAACCAAACUUUUGCUGGGGGCAGAGGCGAGACUACAGUUUAUCAUCAUUUUAUAUCUAUAUAUUUGAAUCCCUUCUCUCGUUUGCAUGCACUUUGAAACUCAUGUCGUGUGGCGUGUUAUACUCUCUACCAAGAUUAUAUGAUUGCUUUUGUUUAUGUUUUUUAAUGGUAAGAACAUUAAUCACA
This is a messenger RNA of Raphanus sativus (radish), 951 nucleotides long. Its product is annotated as VAMP-like protein YKT61. Lineage: Eukaryota; Viridiplantae; Streptophyta; Magnoliopsida; Brassicales; Brassicaceae. Gene Ontology annotation, biological process: endoplasmic reticulum to Golgi vesicle-mediated transport. Gene Ontology annotation, cellular component: membrane; Golgi apparatus. The record is from RefSeq and is a predicted model, not a curated record. Gene Ontology annotation, molecular function: SNAP receptor activity. The transcript is spliced from 6 exons. Bases 128 to 727 code for a protein of 199 amino acids.